AACACUGGCGUGGUUCACUUAUCACACAGCACGUUGGGAGGCGGACGCGGCCUUCCGUGUGCUCGUACCGUGCCAAACAUGACUGAAAGUGAUUCAAAUUCAAGCAUAAAAAGAAAAUACAACGAUCUCUCCUUAGAUUUAAACUUAGACCAAGUGACAGCUGAUGAAGCCUGGGCGAAUUACGAGAAUAUCAAAUUGAAAUACACCUUGGAGGGUGAACAGUUGACAUGGCUUGCAUGUGCUUUAUAUGCUGCAUGCCGGCGACGGUCCGUGCCCACUGUGGGAGGUCGUCCAGGCAACAUGAUCCAAGGGAACUGUGUCUCCCUCACUCGCAUGCUGCAGCACUGCAACCUACCUUUGACAGAAUUUAUCAAGAAGAUGAAAUCCUGGCUUGCAAUGUCUCAUUUUGAUGAAGGAUUCUGUCGAAGAGUUGAUCUUUUGGAGAGAAACUUUGCAGUCUCCAAUAAUAUUUUCAAGAAGUAUAAACCUAUAUUUUUAGAUUUAUUUAAAAAUCCAUUGAAUGACCAGCCUCGGCCUCCAAGAUCUCGUAAGCAAAGGAGACCCCCGUGCAAUUCAACAGAACUUUUCCACUUCUGUUGGACACUUUACAUUUUGAUUAAAGGCAAAUAUCCAAGUAUCCCACAGGAUCUUGUGAGUUGUUAUUCCUUGUUGUUGGCAUCUAUUGAUCUCAUAUACAGAAAUGUUGUGCUCUCCAACCGCAAAGAUCUCAUCAAUCCAGAGUGUGAAGGUAUUUCAGCUGAAUUCUUGAAUAGUGAGUCAAGUGGGAAUGAACUUUCAUCAUGGCCAGUGUCCAUCAUGGAUUAUUUGUGUGAGAAGUUUGAUGGGGUGCUGGUUGAGACCAAAGUGGUGAGAGAGUACUACUGGAACAAACACAUCAGGGAUCUCAUUGACAAAAAAGUACUGAAAGGAGGGGGUGAAGGCACUGGCCUCUUAGAACAAGCCAACUUUGACCACAAUGUGAAAGAGGUGAAGAAUGCCUAUGAAGAAUACUUGCUAAGUUAUGGUGAAUUUGACGAGAGAAUGUUCUUAAAUGAAGACGAAGUGGUGACAGGUUCCAUUGGGGCAUCUCCUCCCUCCACCAAGGCAACACACUUGGACUCUCCCGUUGACACAUCUUCCAUGAGACAAGCCAGAAGAAAUUUAGUUCAGUCAUUUGAUGGUGACCUGCAUCUUGUGCCGCUGACUCCCAUCACCGGACGCCGAUAUACAAUCAACCGGCCAAAUAUAGGCACAACACCCCUCACAGUGGUCACUUCUGGCUUGCAGAAGCUUUAUGCACUUCUUGCUGGCAGGAAAAACAGUGCAAGUGAUGAAUUACAGGAGAUGUUUAAAACUUGUAAAGAAAAUCCGGAAGAGAAGCUUGCAGCCUUGGUUACAGAGAUGAGUGAAGCAUUUUGUCGCUUGUACACACAGUCCACUGAAGACUACAAUGGGCCUAGUAUGGACUUUGCCAAGAUGAGGUUGCAGAUGGGACAGAUUCUCUACUACACCUUUUUAGAACAUAUAUUGAUGGAUGAGAAGAGAAGAGGGGUUGACUUGACGCUGAUUCUGCAAGAAGAGUUGUUCCAUAAAACUCUGUUCACCUGCUGUGUUGAAAUAGUGCUAAGGUCAUACAAUGACCCAAGACGUUUUCCUUGGUCAUUGCAAUUUGCUCAAGUUGAACCAUAUUAUUUCAUUCGGAUCAUUGAGCCAGUCAUCCGAUCUGAAAAGCAGUCAGACAACCAGCUCUCCAGGGAGUUAGUAAAGCAUCUUAAAGGAAUUGAAGAACAAAUCCUGGACUCUCUUGCAUGGAAAAGAGAUUCUUCCUUAUGGCAAAUACUACAGAAUAGUAACAUGGAUAUCCCAUCAUGUCAAGAUGUUAACUUCUCUGAUCAGCUUGAGACUGAGAUGAACUCAACCACUCCAGUUGGCCUUGCCACAACUCCCAUGUCCCCAGCUACAAAACUAGUCAAUGACAAGGCCACUCCAAUCAAUCUUCAACUGUCACCAUUAUCCACAAUCUCAGAAAGAUUUCAGUCUCCAGUCAGUCAGUCAUCAGCAAGAAGGACACUUUUCCCACCAUCCACAUCAACUGCUUCGUCAAAUCCUGUCCCAACACUUGCAGUGUCACGGUCUUCAUCACUCAAUAACAGAGGCACUACUGGAACCUCUGUUAUCACAACUUGUGCUCCCUCCACAAUCCAGAAACCGCCCAAUCUCAUAACUAUUCAGGGAGCAGCAGGCUCUGCAGACAGCAGUGCAGAAAAUACCUCAGAGAAAGCAGCUGACCCACCCAGCACAGACAAGAAGAAAGACAGACCAAAGAGACAUGGUUCCCUAGCCCUGUUUUGUCGAAAGUUUUACACGUUGGCCAACAUGAGAUUAGGAGAGCUCUGUGAUAGACUUGAUGUUAAUGAAAAAGAGCUAAGGAAAAAAAUUUGGACAUGUUUCGAGCACUCCAUUAUCCAUUACACAGAACUGAUGCAAGAUAGACACAUGGACCAGAUGAUCAUGUGUGCUAUAUACAUAACAUGCAAAGUCACUGGAAAUGAUAGAAUAUUCCAAGAAAUAAUGAAACACUACAGAAGCCAGCCUCAAGCAGCCUCACAUGUCUACCGCAGUGUCUUGAUAUCAAGAUCCAGUGCUCCAAAUGUUGCCAUGAAAGUGGAAGGUUGUAGAGGGAAACAGGAAGGAAGUGCCCCUCCAGCAACACCAAGUCAGAUGGACUGGAACAUCAACCAGCUUUGACCAAGAGGAAAGAGGUGAUCUCAUAUUAUUCUACAAUCAAGUAUAUGUACAAAAGAUGAAAGCUUUUGCUUUGAAGUUCAGAGCAGCUCAAGAGGGUGAUCUUCCUCCAUUAUCACCAUUGCCAGUUGUACGACACACACCUGUGUCACCACGGCGAAGAAUCUCUUCCAAUCACUCUGUUUACAUCAACAAUCUCAGUCCAGUGAAAGGCAACACAGCAAUGUCACCUCGAAAACCACUGCCAUAUUACUUUAAUCGUAGUCCAGCUAAGGACCUGAGAGUUAUAAAUAAUAUGCUGAAAACCAAAGGAGUGGGAGCUAAGCGCUUGUUGGCUGAGACAGACUUUGGUGGACUAGACAUAAAGCGUCCCCUGAUGAGUGGCAUGUGUAGACGCAUCCAGGGAGUUUUGGGAGACCGCCUUUCAGGCACACCAACUCCUGACCUCCAACAAGAUUCAGACAGUGCUCCAGAGGCAUCAACACUACCACAGAAUGGUCAUGCAGCAGAACCUUCCAGUGAGGACUAUUCCAAUACAGAUCAGGCAUAGUCAUUAUGGGGUCCAUACUAAAAAUUCCAAUAAGAAUCAUGGCUUAAAUUAGUGCUUAUUUGAAAGCUUUACUUUUGUAAAGUUUCUCAUUUCCAAGAAACUUAAUCAUAAAAUUGAUUCUGUACAUAGUGUGUUAUGUAAUUAUAUCAGUCAUUUCUUUCUUUUAAUCUGCAGUCAGAUUUCACAUUGCAAUACUUUGUGUCAACCUGACACGUUUUUCUGUUAACAACAGACAAAACAAGGGUGACACAAGGCUGUCAAGCAAUGCAUGAUAAGCUUGUAGAAUAUCUGAUUCUUGGUAAUAUUGUUCAAGAGAGUUCACUGGUGAUAAAACUGACUUACUGUAUGUCUUGGCUUAUAAGGUUACUGAUUAUGUAAGACCCACAAAUUUUCAAGGUAAAGAUUUUAAGCUCAGUUAUAUUAGAUGGUAUUUGUAAUGGUGCACUUGUUCAAGAGAAAUUGUGCAGGGGAAGCUUAUAAGAUCAGAUAGACAAACCAGGCUAUACAGUGAGAUGAACCAAGCUCCUCACAGUUGUUCAUGUAUGGUUUCUCAGAGAAAGGAGUCAUUAUCCUCAUUUCUCACGUAUCAGUAAGAUCAACAAAACAUAACAUCUCUUACAUAAUCACAUAAAGAAGAGGGCAACCAACCGGUAUAUACGAGGUGCUUGAUUCAUCUGAAUUGGGACAUGACAGGCACCAGAAGGUAAAUCUUUUUAUUGAGAGAUUUCAUUUAUAUGCAUUCACACAUAUUGCUGACAUAUCCACAAGGAGGUACCUGUGACAAAGCUCAUGUGAGCAAGUGAGGUAACAUGUGAAAUCCUAAACCGUUACAGCUUCAUAUAUGAAAUCCUUCAAUAACUAUUUGCCUUCAGGCUUCCUGGCAUGCAACAUUUCAGGAAAAGGUGACUUGAUCAUGUAAAAACUGAUGGGUUGUUCUCUGUUACCCUGUUUAUUUAGUGUUUUGCUGAUUCUACAGAUAAGUGAGUUAUGGUAUAUAUGUGAUAACUCCUGAGAGUUUUAUAUUGGGCAUAGAGUCAUCAUAUAAGCCGAGAUAUGUGGUAUUUACAUGAGGAAAUUUUUAUAAAUAUAUAAUGAAUCUUAUAUAACAUAGCAAAUGUUUAUCAUUGUAAUUAAGAUAUUUUUAUUCAUAACUAUACAAUUUGAACCAUUUUAUUUUAAAUUUAUAGGACAAUUCUGAAAUAAUUGUUUCAACUAUGAAAGUAAAUUAUUCUGUUAUGUCAUAACAAAGUCUUUCAAGCCACUUGAAUGGGUCAGUCUUGAGAUAUAAUUAAGAAGUGAGCACUGGAAUCAUCAGAGGUGCUAACUUGUAAAACAUUAGAUAACAGUACUGGCAAUGAUGCUUGAGCCCUCACCAUUAUUUUGUUUAUGAAUGCAGAAGAGUUUGAGACUGAUCAGAAGGAAGGAAGUACAAGAGUGAGUGAGGGAGGGGAAAGCAGGAAAAGGUGCAGGUUUGGAUCAGUGCAUAAUGUUUGAAAAGUAGCAGAGAAAUUAUGAGUGGUUAGUAAGAUUGUAAAGUGUGUGUUUCAAGAGCAUCAUAAUGAUUGACAGUGCAAGUGCAUGUACUUUUCCUUCACAUAAAGGUAAGGGUGAUAAGUGAGUGUACUAGUUUUAAGGGUAUAUCCAGUGGUGUUGGUGAAGUGUUGAUAUAGAGGAUUAGGAAGGGUACUGAGGGUGAUCAUUGACUUAUAGGAUCAGGUGUUUGCUGUAGGACAGAUAUGUGUCUAGUGUUUGGUUUAAGGCAAGGAUGUGUUUUGAGUGACCAUGAAUUUUAAGCAUAUGAUAUGGUAGGCUGUUUUUUGUAGGUAGGUAGGUAGCAUAUUUUUAAAAUGAGUUUUUAAUGUGAAUAGUUGAACAAAUAGGAAGAAAUGUGUGAAUGGUAUCCUGUUCAAGCAGGGUUGCAUUAGGGAUGUGCAAUGUUGCCUUGAUUAUUUAAUUUCUGUGUGGAUGAUGUAAGAGAGGUGAAUGUGAGGACUAUAGAUAGAAAUCUGCAUCUAGUAAAUGCUGGUAGAGAAUGGAAUCUGAAUCAGAUACUCAAAAGCUGAUACUGCACUGAUGAGUGAAACUAUAGGUAGUUGUUGACAUGACCACUUUGAUUAAUUUUUCAUACAGCAGGCAUUAUGAAAUUUUGUAAGAGAAAGAAGGUUUAAAUUCAAUUCUGUUGAAGUGCAAUAAUACAAGAUUCCUCACUCACAAGCACCUCCCAAACAGCCUGCUAACCUCCUCAGUCUCACACUAACCACAGUCCCCUGCAUACCAGUCAUUAACUUCCACUUAAUCAUCUCCACUUCUAACACUUGCAGUGUCUACGAGGAAGAGUAUCACUUUUGUCGAUAAAUCAAAGACUGAUACAAAGGUAUUUAAAGUCUAGCUGAGAUAGGAUAAUAGAAAAAAUACAUAUACAAUAAAAUUCAAUCAUAUUUUCCUUCAUCUAAGCAUAAUUAGGUCUUUUGUCAAUGACUACCUUUACUUGUAUGGAAGUGUGGAAAAGGAAAUUAAAUAAAUACCCAGGUGUAAAGUAAGGAAGUGUAUGAAGAUGGUAAGACGAUGAGUAGUUUUUAACAAAUUCCUUGAGAUGGCAGUGAAUGCUAUCAAAUUUAGGAUUGCAUGUUAAAAUUACUGAAGCAGAAGGUGUAAGAAGGAAUAGAGUGUUUAAAAUUAAAUUGCUGGAAAUUAAUGUAGAGAGAACAUUGAGGGAGUAGAUUCUAACUAUUGUCUGAAGCUAAAACAUGGAACAUGUAAGUAGCAGAGACAAUUUAUUAUAAUAGAGAAACAUGUGUAAAAUAACAUGUGGAUUGAGUGUGGAAUGAGAAAGUACAAAAGGGAAUUAGUGUUGGAAAGCAGUUACCAGAGUGUUAUAAUGAUUUGAACUUGUAGAGACAAAGGAAGAAGAAUGACUGGUGAAAAUGAUAACCUGAUUUGAUGUGAGAAAUGUGAUGCUGAGGAUAACUGAUUUGAUGUGAGAAAUGUGAGGCUGGGGAUGGAUUGGAUAAAGAGCAUAAGGAGGAAUGUUUGCACAUGAAAAUGAUAAAUGAAGAGCAGGUGAGCUUACAUAAAUGAAGAUGUGGCCUUGAUUGUGUUUUCUUGUAUCUGGUUUGUCCAGCUAAUCAAAGAUUAAAGUAAAUAAAACAAUGUCCCAAGCCAGGCAGCAAAGACCACACAAGUUUACUAAUGCUACAAGAGUGCUACCUUUACCGACACACUACUAUGGCUGGUUAAUUAGUUUAGAUGUGAAAGAGACGGGUCUAUUAUGAUGCAGUUGGGGAUAACUAGCACAGCUGUCAUGUCCUGCAACAGCAAUUACUAGAUAUGCUAUGCAACUGACCCACAUGAAGAUGGGUUCUCUUUCUAGAGGGCGUAAAAGCUAAAAUGUGAGGAAAUACUUGUAUGUCUACUUCCUCUUUAAAGAGGAUGAGAGUUUGGUAUAUAGAUGGAUAUAUCAAUAUAAUGUUAAACUAUUUACAAACAUGAUCUCAAGUUCCUAGCAGUUUUACAGUAGUAUUGGACUUGCUAAGUAGAUAAAAUUAACUUCUUACACUUAAUGUUAUAUAUUUAUCACUAAACACAGCCCACAUUUUCAUAAUUUUAUUUAGCAUGUUAUAAUUAGUAUUUAACAAAGUAACAUUAUAAAGAAUUUUCAUGACAAGACUUGAUAUGACUAAAGCAAAAAAAAAAAAAAAUGAAAAAGAAAAGAAAUUACAGUAAUAUGUAUAACAAUUGUUGCUCAUGUUCAUGGCAUUCCUUCCAACUCCCUCCUGACUCACAUACUCCAUGUGGGCAAGGACUUAAGUCAUCCAAAUUUGCCAAUCUGAUGCUUUCAGAAGUUAAGAAAAUUGUGGCUUGCUAGCUUAGUGCAGAUAAGGUUUCAUGGGAUGAAGCAAGUCCAUUCUCAUCAAUAUUAUAAACACACUGAAUUUCAUUUUUCCUCAAGCUAACCAGUUAUUCCCUUUUAUAGAUGCAAUCAAAUUUUUCCAGUUAAAUAGAUAUUCCUUUUAUCGUUCCAUUUCUUUGGGUUAUCUUCAUCUUCAAACUAGUGUAAAUAGUGCACAAAGUAAAAUUUGAAAAGAUUAAGUUAAUAUUGCAAAGAGAAUGUUGCCUUUGUACAGCUGCCAUUCCUUCAUAGCAUUAGCAAAGGAAAUAAUCUUUUGUUGGUGAAUUCACUGAAACUAUAGUAAAGUGCUAUUUAAAAAUAUAGUGUAUAUAGGUUUUCUAACUAUCUUCUUUACACAGUAGUUUUGGCAAAUUGGUCAUCAAAGUAUUUCCUUCAUUAAUUUUUCAGCCAAAUUGCCAUCAAAAGGCAACACUCCCUUUGUAAUAACAGCACAAGAGACAUACUGGCCUUGUAUGUUUGACAUGAUUGUAUAUUGAAUUUGACUAAGCUUAAUCAAUUAUAAAUUUAUAUAAAUGAAGAGGGCUCAGGAUUAUUUUUGUUUUACAAAGUAUUUUGAACAUUUAGGUAUGUCAAAGCAUGAUUUUGGUAAACCUUUAUUUAUACAUAACAUCUGUAAUAUCAUUUCUGUUCAGUAUGAUGUGUUCAUGAAUGUCAUUACUUUGAUGGUAAAACAACUUAUACCUGAAAGAAUUUAUAAUUACUUUGAUGGUAUUAGAGCAAAUCACUGACAAAUAUUCCAGCACAAAACUUUAGUUAGUAACAUUCCUUGUGUUUGUGAUGAGGGAAGUUAUUGACAGAAGUUACACAUAAAAUUUAUGCUGUACGCAAAAUAAUGUGGACUCCUGAAUCAGUGUCCACUAUCUUGCUCAAUUCGCCAACCUUCAAGGCAAAUGCAGCAUCCUCAAAUGGUUUUUGCAUUGCACCACGACCAAACAAUCCAAGAUCUCCUCCACGUUUAGCUGAGCUGCAGUCAGACACCUGAGGGAAAUGAAAAAUGGAUUUUUCAUUACAACCUCCUAUAACCUGAAAUGCAGGUUGAUGUGCAUACAACUAUUUUUCAAAUGGAACAAAUUUGAGAGAAAUAUUUCUAAGAAGCAGAAAUUCACUUACCCUACUAGCUAAUUCAGCAAAUGAGGACUGUCCAGAUGUGAUUUCUGCACGGUAUUCUGCGAAUAAAAAAAAUUGUUUUCUAGUAA
Scylla paramamosain (green mud crab) is the source of this 8401-nucleotide messenger RNA. Its product is annotated as retinoblastoma-like protein 1. Gene Ontology annotation, biological process: cell differentiation; negative regulation of G1/S transition of mitotic cell cycle; regulation of transcription by RNA polymerase II. The record is from RefSeq and is a predicted model, not a curated record. NCBI's taxonomy places the organism in Eukaryota, Metazoa, Arthropoda, Malacostraca, Decapoda, Portunidae. Gene Ontology annotation, cellular component: chromatin; nucleus; transcription regulator complex. Bases 79 to 2748 code for a protein of 889 amino acids. The transcript has 17 exons. Gene Ontology annotation, molecular function: RNA polymerase II transcription regulatory region sequence-specific DNA binding.